AUGGCGUCUCGAAAAUCGGCCGCUCAGGCGACCCAACUAUAUCAACGAUUUUUACAAAUUUGUGAACAAUGGCCUAUAGAUUCUAGCCGACAAGGCAGAGAUCUUGGUUCUCAUAUCAAAGAGAAUUUAGAAACACGGUUUAGAGAUCGACAAAUUGAGGUUAGGAAAUAAAAUUUAACAUAAUUUAAAAGUUAAUAUUUCGACGAGAGCGGCGGCUGCCGUCGGUUGCAUCCUUACGUGGACACUCGCAGAUAAAAACAUUGUCAUUCUCAUGUGUAAUUUUCAUAUUUUGCAAGAAUGUUUGACAGGCUAUAAUCUUACUGUUUGGGGCUACUGUUAAUCGCUUGUAAGGCCAAAAUAAUCACCAAAUUUGCAAUGUCUGCCACUCAAUCGAGAAUUUCCAAUAGCUAUAUUGAAUGUAAAAAAUUCAAGCUAUAUUGAGAAAUUUUUAAGGAUGAAAUUCCGAUAAUUUGUGCCUUGAGAUGUAAUCAGAUUAGAAGAUUAUAUUAAUCGAUGAUAGAUUUGUGAUCAAUGAUCACAGUUUCAAUCCGUGGUCAUUUAUCAAUAAAAUGUGUUGUGAUAUUGAUGCUAAUUAUCAUUGUACUAUAAAUAUUUUAGGAGAAAGAAGCUUCCAGGAUGCUAGACAGCUUAAUAAAAAUAAGUUCAAAUUAUUACAGGAAUAAGGUAUAUAUCUAGGAUGGUUUGCUAUUUAUAACCACAAUUAAUAAUCAUUGUGUAUUAGUCCAUAUAUACCUUCCUGGUCAUGGCCCCAUUUCUCUGUCUAACCCCGACUCUAAUUCGAUCUAAUGAUAAUCCUUCCACCUACCCAACACAAAGCUCUCAGAAAACAGCCAUCUUUAGCAAAAAACAUAUUUCUAUGAUUUAUAGAGUCUAUAGACUAAUUGUUCUUGGGCCGGUUGUUCAAAGUUGGAUUUAUACUGUUAGCCCUGCCUGGGUUAGAAUUUAACCUGAUAUUUUGCUUUGGGUAUAUCUGCAAAGUCUGUUGAUUUCAAAACUUUAAAAAAUACUACUUCUGUUAUAUUCUACAACAUUUCUGGAAAAAUAUCUCCAUGUUUAUAAAUGGCGUUUUGCUGCUAGAUUCAUAAAAUUAAUACACAUGAGAAUUCUCCUUUCAACAUAGUUCCUCACCUACAUUUUGUAUAUCUGAUAUUAUUCUACAGUAUCCAAGAGUGAGGGAAACAGCAUUCACCCAAGAAGCUCAGAAAUCUGGUGCAUAUAACUAUGUACUAAGCACAGGUACUGCGCUACAGCCAGGUCCUACAGUGAUCACUGCUUCAUUACAUUCUGUAAAAUACAGCAAAUCGCUAGUACACACGUAAAAACGCACAAGUUGUUACAGGUCUGCAAACAAAUUGUUUCAAAUCUGUUUACAAGUUGUGUUCGCACUGCUUGUUCCCAAACAAGUUUGUGUGUAACAAGCUUGAUUUUAUUCAACAAGGUUGUUGCAAGUUGUUAACAGCUUGUUCCAAACUUGUUGACAACUUGAGUGCGAACACAACUUACUUAUUGACGGCUUGUUUGGCAGACUUGCUACAAGAUGUGAGAUUUGUCUGUUGAACUUAACAACCUUGUAGCAAGUUGUCAACAAGCCGUUGGCAAGUUGUCAACAAGCUGGGAACAAGCAGUACGAACGCAUCUUGUUGACAAGUUGUUCGAACAGCAUUGCUACAAGUCUGCUGCAGGUUUGUUACAACUUGUACGUUGUUAAUACGUGUGUAUAUUGUGAAAAAUAAUAAAAGCGAGAGUCUGAAUUGCAAUUUCAGAUCGAGUUUUUACUACCCUAUACAGCGCUUGUAUAUGCGUUUCUGGUCACAAGUAUUAAAUAUAUUUGUAUUUGUAUUUUACUUUUAUUUCUUGCAGAUUUUCAAAACAAAGUGAGGGAGAAACGGCCAGGAUUUUUCGCUCGACUAUCUGGCAGAAGUGUAGAGAAAAAAUAGAUAAGCUGAACUUUUUAGGAUUCCUUAUCAGAUCCAGAAGAGUUCAAACUUUGUACACCAGAGAUGGCUGCGUCCGUUAGCCAAGUACAGUACAUGGCUGUAUAGAUUCCCACCAGUAAAUGCAAAAUAAACUGCAUUAUCAACCUCGUCCCCAGGGUCUUCUGAAGAAGACCCUGGGGACGAGGUUGCGGCAUUAUAUAAUAACAACGUACAGUGAAACACGCAAUUUGAUUGGUCAAUAGCCGUGCAGGAUCAGGCUAUCCUGCACGAGGAAUUAAAAUGCCUUCGCGUGAUUUCCAAAAUGUCAUUGUUUCACUGUAGUUAUUUUAUAAAACAAUUACCAAAUGGUUUUCCAAGCAGGAUAGCGUGAUCCAUGUACUUGGGAUGUUGCUCGACUUUCGGAAAGCGUAAAAAUACACUCGCUUGCAACUCGAAUAUUUUUACGCUUUCCGAAAGUCUCGCGACAUUCCUCGUGCAUGGAUCAUGCAUUCCUGCACGGAAAACCCAUUCGGUAUUCCUUUAAUAAAAAUGCAUAAAAAUAUUUGAGUGUUGUCUACUUGAUCUUGUUAUGCUUAAUAUUACUCGGCGGACACAAAUUACUAUUGAUGAUAAUAUUGAUGGCUCUUUGUCAGAAACUGCAUUGCAAGUUGUAAAAAUUGCCUGGUCUGACUAUGGUCUUUAUAGGUUUCAAAUAUAUACAAGCAAGCUAUCAUUAUGCUACGUCGAGCCAUGCAUGCAUUAUCUCAUGGACAUAAUAAUAUUGGCCUGGACAUUUCAAACACGUCAACCCUAAGCCCUUGGCAACUGAAAUUUCAAUUUUGGCAUUUUCCUUUUUGUCGUGUUUGAAGGCGAAGGCAAAAAGUGAUUAAUAGGAAGGCCUAUAUUUGCGGAAAUAAUGCCACUGGAAACUUCAGUCCAGUAGAAACAUACAUAAGACUCCGCGUAUAUUAAAGAACCUAACUAGAUAAGAACCUGUUAGACUUGAAAAUGCACGAUAUUUAGACCCCCUUUAUAUACUAGGAACCUUUUUAUAGGCUAAAAUUUCAAACAGGUUCUUAUUUUAUUUUUAUCACUCUAAGAGUUGAAACUAAAAAUUUAUAAAUCAAAGAAAAUAAACUUGUCACAAAGACAAAGUAGUGAAAAUGACGCAGACGUCAGAAUCCUGGAUAUGUCAUAACAUAAUGUAAAGCGACAUGUCUCGGUAUGAACACAUCAACAAAAAAUAAUUGUAUCUACACCAACCGAAAGUUAGUCCUUUUUCUUUAGAAAAUAAGAACCAGGUUCUUAUUUUCUAAAGAAAAAGGACUCAUUUUCGGUUGGUGUAGAACCUAUUUAAGAAUUUGUUUAUAGCCUAAGGAACCGUUCAUUUCAUUCAUUAUUUAUACCCGGGGUUUGUACCGAAGAGAAGCGAAAACCACUGUAAAUUUUUUAUUUACCCAACCUCAACAAUGGUCAAAAUAAUGUUUACCCAACCCAUGUGUUACUGUACUACAUAAUAAUUAAACACACAAGAUUAUGGUGACAGAAAUCAAGUUGCCUAAAUAAAUAAAUUCUAAAAGCACACUCAAACUCACUGAGUGCGCCAAAGCAAUCACGUUCCUGCUGAUCAACGAUAGAGUCACUUCCUCAAUCACUGAUGGUCUAUUUUGGUACAGAAUGUAUUGUACACAUUUUUCUUCAUAUUUUCCAACGCAUGGUAAUUUUGGUUUUAUUUUAUUUUAUAACUGUCAAACACUGCAGCCAUAAAAUUUUUUACCCAGCCCAUGAGCUAGUCAAAAACUUGAUUACCCAACCCAUAUCUCUUCGGUACCAACCCCAGCCCAGGUAUAAAUAAUGAACGGUCCCUAAUUUCGUGAUAAGCACCAUUUAUAUAAGAACCUGUUCAGUAGGCUAACUUGAAAAAUCUAGCUUCUUAUACGCGGGGUCUUACUGUACAUGCAAUUUUUCAGUGACAGAUUACAUCAAGACUGGAGUCUUCCGCCAACGGAGCGCUUGGCGGCUUCGUUUAGUACAAAAAUUUAGGUCUUCGUUUCGGGAACGAAACGGGACGCCAUUUUGUUUUUGUCCGGAAGUGAAUAGUGCAAGGAUAAUCGGGAGCCGAGCAACCAAUUAAAUUGCGUGAAAAACCACCUCCCGAGUAUUAUGCUAAUUGCAUAUAUUCAUAAAAAUAUGAUAAACAUAGCCAUAUUUCUACAAAUUAUGUUACUAUGAUCAUGGCGGGAUCAUGAAUGAAAUUCAUACACAUACGCUAGUCAUUGCGUCACUAGGCAACAUCCCACAUAAUUCGAUAUUUUCAAACGAGAACAACUGAAUGCCAAUAUGACUUCCUUAAUGGACCUAUUCCCUAAUGAACGAAAUUUUGAUCUAGACAAGUCUUGACAAAAAUUUUAUCACGGCUUGAAAGAGCAUCACAAAAUUAGUAAUAUUCCGAAGUUUUGUUGCGAAAUGUUGUAAAAUGCGGAUAAUAUAGCCCUGCGAAGUUUGCCGUUUUUCAGUCAAUUUGUAUUACGCAUGGGAAAUUGAUAGCUUUUUUCAGAAAGCGGUAUCAAUUUCCCGUGCGUAAUACAAAAUGACUGAAAAACGGAAAACUUCGCAGUGCUAUAUUAUCCGCAUUUUACAACAUUUUGUGAAUUGCUCUUUCAAGGAAUCAAGCUGUGGUGAAAUGUUUGUCUAGACUUGUCUAGAUCAAAAUUUUGUUCAUUAGGGAAUAGGUCCAUUUGAAAGCGUGUACAACCGAAUUUACAACAACUUAAUUAAUCGUUAUAAUUAUAAGAUAUAACAUUAAAAUACUCAUUAAUAAUUCAUAAACCUUGUGGCAAAUCAUGUCAGCCAUAAUAUGUCACGUGGAGUGACUUUAUAUCUGACAAAACACAUGUGGCAUUAUAUAAUUGUUCAUCCUAAUUAGCAUGAUUAUAUAAUGGUUCAUCCUAAUUAGUAUUCUUUUGUAGUCGUAUUUAAGCUAUUCAAAACACUCCUUGUCGUGUUUUAUCAGACAUAAAACUCUCGGCUGCGCCUCGUGUUUUAUGUCUGAUAAAACACUCCUACUCGUGUUUUAAAUAGUACUUCAAACACUCAUUAAUAAUUCAUAAGCUUAUUGGCAAAUCAUGUCAACCGUAAUAUGUCACGUGCAACGGAGUGGCUUUAAACCUGAUAAAACACUCCUAUAUAAGGGAUAUAAAGAAUACUAAUCAGGCAGUAUCUAUUGUUGUCGUGUUCUCAUUAGUAUUUUUUAUAUAAAGAAUACUAAUAAGGCGGUAUAUCUAUUGAAUUUGUAGUCGUGUUUGAGCCGUUUAAUAAGCUCGCAGGUCGUGUUUUAUUAGGUCUAAAGCCACUCGCGCUGCGCGCUCGUGUCUUUAAACCUAAUAAAACACUCCUGCUCGUUUAUUAAACAGUACAUAAAAUAAUAUUGAAAAGUCGAACUUAGGUUAUGUUGAGAAACGUUUUCUUUAUAUUCAAUAUCAGAAUAUGUUAUCCUAUUUGUUUAAAAAAAAAUUAGUUACUUUAAAAAUGCCAGUCAAUUUUGUUCUACUUUUUCCUUCACUUAAAUAUCGACUAUAUUUUCCGGUUUGAUUUAAACUGACAUGAGGAUUAAACGAAUCAUUAUGAGGAUUUCACGUUUUGCCAGGUCUGGAUAAAAGUGGGAUCUUUGUCUCAGCAAGAAGAUCGAAGGAUGGGAGAAUCUUAUUACAGUAAGGAAUCAUUAUAUCACACUUAAUUGUCUGCCAUUUGAAAUUGUGAAGUGUUGUCGACUGUUCACAUUUUGUGUAAUGAACGGUCAAAUUUUCCAUUGUUUUUACGCACUUUUGAGGAAUGUUUGAAAAAGGCAAAUUCAUUUGCUAUGAAUUCAAAGAAUCUUUUAGUAAUUACCAACGGCAACGUCAUUAUAACUCAAGACAACAAAGUAAAAUAUAAAACCUAUAAACCAAUAUUCACCGACAUCAAAGUAGUGUAGCAUUAAGCACUUCACAAUUGGGACAAAUGUUUAGUUGAAUUCGUGGAAAGAAAAUGUCUGGCCAAACGUUACUCGUCCUGUUUGGUUUGCUAUCUUUUAAUGGAGGUACGUCUCUCGUUGAUAAUUAGGUAAAAAUGUCGGUCCGAAUCUUUUCGUAAUAAGCAAUAUAAUAACUGCUCAAUUAUUAAUGAAAUAUAUAGUCUUAUAGACACAAAUUGUGAAGACACAAUAUAUUACUGAUUUGUUACAUAUUUAUCACCUAGACGUAAUUUGAGAUCUUUUUGAGAUAGAAAAUUAGUAGUACCGAAAUUAUACUUGUACAGUACAUUUUUAUAUGUUGGAGAUUAAUUAAAAAGCGCCUCUUUAGCAAAGUAAUUCCUUUAUCUGCCUAGAGUUAGGAGAAAUUAUGGACUUUUCAAUAUCAGAUUUAAAGGUCCAAAAUAUGGAAUUGAGGAAGAAAUAAAACUGUCCUCAUUUCAACAAUUUAAAAGUAAAUUAAAAUUUCUUUGUUUCUACAAAGCUUGCUCUUCAGAUAAUAUGAAAUAUAUUGUAAUAUUGGUAGAUUUUUCUUUGUUUGUCAUCUUGAUUGUAAUGUGUAAGUUUGUGUAAAUAUCCAUUAACUUUACUGUCGAUGCAAUAGAAGUGUUGAUAAAAUAUUCCACCAAUUCCUUUCCUCAAGUUGAUCAAUUCAUUUGAUAGAAAAUUGAUCAACCUUCUGUUACUUUUAAAUGAGCCAAUUAGAUUUCGUUUCAGAACCGAUUGACCAAUUAAUAGGGAACGCACAGGAAGUAAAAAGAAAUUUGAAUUCGUAUCAAAUUGAUCAACUUGAGGAAAUGAAUUCAUGCAAUAUUUUAUCAACGCUUCCAUUGCAUCGACAGUAAUUGACCCAUACGUUAUUGUUCAAGCCAUAGAGCGUUUGCACUCAUUCCCCAGGGACCAACUCAACAAAAGCCAUGGCGGCCAUAUUGGUGUUCCAGACAAAAGAGUCUGAUUAAAAUUCUUUUGAAUGGACAUUUGCAUUGUAGACUAAGGCAGCGUUUACACUGUACCGUUUUCGUAGCGUUCUCGUAUUGUUCGAGAGAACUAGACUAUUGUCUUGCGUUCCCUUGAGGAUUAAGAAAAAUACGAGAACGCUACGAAAACGGUACAGUGUAAACGCUGCCUAAAUUUUGAUCUAGACAUAAAUUUCAUCACAGCUUGAAAGAGCAUCACAAAAUUAGUAAUAUUCCAAAGUUUCGUUGCGAAAUGUUGUAAAAUGCGGAUAACAUAGCCUUGCAAAGUUUGCAAUUUUCAGUCAUUUUGUAUUACGCACGGGAAAUUGACAGCCUAAUCGGGUGUUGGGGCAUCAAUUUCCCGUUUGUAAUACAAAAUGACUGAAAAUUGCAAAUUUCGUAAGGCUAUAUUAUCCGCAUUUUACAACAUUUCGCAACGAAACUUUGGCCGGAAUAUUACUAAUUUUGUGAUGCUCUUUCAGGCUGUGAUGGAAUUUUUGUUAGUAGACCAAAAGUCCAUUGGAACACCAACAUGGCGGCUGUGACGUCAUGUGCAAUAGCUCCAUACUUGCAUGGUGAAUUAGCUUUUUGGCAUUUUUAGCAAUAACUACUUCUGAAAGCCAAGUACCCAUUUAUCAAUAUUAAAUUCGUAUUAUUAAAAUCUAUAAAUAUAAUUUCCACAAAAUUCUUUGGAAGUGCCAUGUUGAAAUUUCAGGGUUUUUUUAAAUCACGUCCAUAACUUGACCACCAGACCUACCAUUUGAUAAUUUGUACAGCUCUUGUAUAAACAUUAUGUUGGAAUCUAAUUCUUUCAUUUCAACACUAUAAUUGAAGACAAGCUGAGAACCAAAAUGAAUACUGAAAUAAACACCCUUUUGUUAGCCGUAUAUAGUCCCCUUUGAUAGCCGCUUUCAUUAGCGUUCUUGCCAGGACUGUUACGCCGGAGAGCAAUUUUUACAUGAAUGAGCAUACAUAUGAAACACAACCAUUUCUUUCUUUCAUAGCUUCGCUCAAAAUAGACAUGGUACUUGUCAUGGAUAAAUCUGGAAGCAUUGGGUCAAGUAAUUUCAACGUGGAGAAACAAUUUGUUGAAAGUCUUAUUGAAUAUUUUCCAAUAUUUCCCACCCAAACUCGUGUGGCCAUCGUGACAUAUUCAACUUUGGUAAAACUGGAGUUUAAUUUUAAUAAACACAUCAAUAAAGCGUGUUUACGAAAAGCAGUUCGAGAAAUCAAGUACGUGUUUGACGUGACCUAUUAGCUUAGUUACUUUACCAUAUAUACAAGGUAGGCAAGAUGUGUUCGCAACAGGUUUGUAGCAAGCUUGUCAACAUGUUGUAACAAUGCUGUUAUUUUAUCAAGUUUCUACAAGCUUGUCACUCAUAACUUGUUGACAAAUUGUUGAAUUGCAGGACGAUAACAAGUUGUUGGAACAACUUGUAACAAGUCUGUUGAGCUCAAUAACCCUGUAGUAAGUUGUCAACAAGUCGUUCACCACUUAAUUGUCAACAAGCUGGGAACAAGCAGUGCGAACACAUCCAGAUGAUAAGUUGUUGGAAUAGCAUUGCUACAAGUCUGUUACAACUUGUGUGUUUUUACGUGCGUAUCCUGAACUCUAUGUUUUUCAACAGGUACACAGGCGGCAUGACGGCAACAGGAGACGCGCUACAAUAUGUUCGUAACAAUCUCAUCUUCAACGUAACUGUCGGAGCUAGAAGUGGCGCCAAAAAGGUGGUCGUCGUUCUAGCAGUUGGCAGACCUAACCAAGGGGUCAGUCCAGGAAUCCCGGCAGGGCAGUUGAAAAGUGCUGGGGUGAUUAUAUUUGCUCUGGGAAUUACAAACAGUAUCAACAAGAGUGAACUAUCAGCAGUUGCGACAUCAUCACACCACGUGUUUCACAUGGAGAAUAUUAACACAGUUUUGAAUCACGGCACAAAGGCUUUCCAAGAAGGUGAGUUGGUGCCUUAUAAUACACAGAUGGCGGCCAUUGACGUCCAAUAGCUAUGAAGGUCGAAAACAGUUUUUAUACCCAGCAUUUUCCCAGCUAACGGACCUUAUCGCGAAUCAACUUUUCAGUCCAUUAAAUGAUAAUAUUAGUCUUUAAAUAAAUCCAUAUAUAAAAAAAUAGAAUCUUUAAAAAAUAGAUACGAAAUUUUGGCACACUCCUUGCCAAGAUGGCAGAAAUUGAAGAGUUAUAGGACGUCAGAGGAUUAAAGUUUCCGGUGAUUGGUAGGAUAAAAAAUGUCCUCUAGAGAGAAAUUGGUUAUUAGUGGCUUCUAUCCGAAAUUUGCCAGCGAAUAAUUAAUAAUGAGGUCACAGCAAAAUGGCCGCCUCAAGGCGUUCUAAAACGCGUUAGAAGAGAUGUUAGAAGCCAUAUCUUUCAAGAUACUUAGAAGAUCUUUUAUUAAUAGUAAAACUAUUUUAAACACUCUCUUCUCAUUACACUAGUUUAAAAAAUCUCUUCUCAUUAUCAAUAUUCUUGCUUCAAAAUCAAUUCCCUGAAUUCAAAAGGUUUCUCCAUCCAUAGCCUAUCGAAGGGAAGAUGGCUGUGAAACUCACCAGAAUAAUAAUAUAACUCAUUAUCUAUGUUAGUCAACGUUUAUUCAUAACUAUGGUCCUUCACCGUCAUGUGUGUAUUGUAUUUUUGCCCAACCAACCAACCAAUAGCAAUUUCCAAUUUACCCUUAGCUAUAUUAAUUGUUCGGAAUCACGGAUAGGUAACUUUCCUAAAACAUUGCCUAUUGCUUAGUUGGGCAAAAAUACAAUACACACGUGACGGUGAAGGACCAGAUUUAUGAAUAAACGUUGAUUAACAUAGAUAAUGAGUUAUAUUGUUAUUCUAAUGAGUUUCACAGCCAUCUUCCCUUCGAUAAGCUAUGCUCCAUCCAGACUUACUUUUAAAAUCAGUGGAUCAGUCUUUUUGCAAAAGAGGCGAAUUAUCCUUUCGUUGCCUAAGUUCGUCCAGAUUAAUCACUCGUCUCUAGUAAAAAUCAACACAUUACUUAUACAAAACAUUUUCUUACAGAUCUCUUCAAGAAGUGCAACAAUGGUCAGACAGUUUACGAUGAAUGCGGAAGAAAAUGCAGAUGCGAAAACGGAAAACUUGUCAAAUGUUGUCGCCUUCGGAAAGAGUUCACAGACAUGACCUACACUGAACGCGUUCGCUACAUCAACACCGUUAAGACAGCUUCGACGAACUCAACUUACAAGCCUCGAUACGAUACCCUUCUGACGCUACACAGAACAAUCUUUCUCACCGACAUUCACAACGUAAGCUUUUUUCUACCAUGGCAUCGUUGGUUUAUCUUACAAUAUGAAAAUCUUCUGCAGCAAAUCGAUUGUCGCGUCACCGUUCCUUAUUGGGAUUGGAGUCUGGUGGCGGCUAACCCUUUCUCUAGUCCUCUGUGGAACGCAAGCAACCACGGUUUUGGUGGAAACGGGGUGCCAGGGGGGAACUGUGUGAAUACAGGUCCAUUCAGGCAGGGGGUGUGGUCACUUCCAUCUAGCGCCGGGGGAGGAUGCUUGAGGCGACAUUUUGCCGGUACAACCCCAGACGCAAUUGCAGUUCAGAAUCUGAUAUCGUUAACUGCCAACGUAACAGAUUUUUUUAAUUUCGAACAAUUGUUGAGAAUCCAGUUCCACGAUCUUGUUCACUGUACUAUCAAUGGAACCAUGUGCUCUCUCGAUUCCGCAACAGCCCCCGAGUUUAUUCUACAUCAUGGUUUCGUCGAUAAAAUAUGGUGGAGUUGGCAAAGUCAGAGCAACGCGCACAAGUUUCAUACAUAUUUCUUGAACCAAACUGAGCUGAUGACAAACACAUCAUAUUAUUCAAAAGACUUGCUUGAUUUGAAGAAUCUACCUGGUUGUGUGUGUACCGAGUAUGUGAACCCGAAGAAUAGUGCCUUUGGACGUAUUAACGGUUUGUAAUCAUUAUUAAAGAAGUCAUUAAUAAUUCAUGAAGAAAAUUCAAAAGAAAUGAAUGUUUAAUCAGUGUUUGUAAAUCGGAUAAAGAUUUUUCCUGAUUUACAUAAACUUCAGCUUUGAUUUUUCUUCACAUCCCAUAAAGAUCAGCUGCUCAUGUUUCAACUAGUACUUAAAGAUGAUGUCCACUCGUGUGCGCAUGUGCGAUCUUUGUUUACGUUUUGAACUUCUAUAUUUGUAAAAUAUGAUAUACUAACUGAAUUUUAAAAACUCAUUAAUAAUUCAGGAGAAAACACAAAGAAAAAUCAUAAGCGUGUCGUGGUUUUAUAUGUGAUAUAAAAUCAUGUUAAUUUACAUAAACUUUAGCUUUGAUUUUCUCGGUUUAGACAAAGUUUAUUUUAAAAAUUACUUCGCUAAUGUACUCAUCAGAAGAUGGGUCGUUUUUUAAGCUAUUUAAAGCACUCGUAGUCGUGUUUUAUCACAUAUAAAACACUCCGCUACGCGUCGUGUUUUAUAUGUGAUAAAACACUCCUACGCGUGCUUUAAAUAGUACAUCUAACACUUUUCUGCUUCGCCAUGCUUGUAAAUGAAUAUAAACUCUACGUUUCAAUUCAAAAAAGUUCGAAAGAUGCAAAAUUUGGGCAAUGUUUAUAUCUGGGGUCCCCCUUUGUUUUGUGCAGAACUGAUGCGCAGAACGGACUGGAUCAUCUUUAAAAACUCAAUACUUCAUAUUCAUGAGGAACAGACAAAGGAAUUCGAAUUCGUGUAUUCGCUACCGUUUAUAUGUGAUAAAAAAUCAUGUUCAUUUACAUAAACUUUAGCUUUGAUUUUCUCGGGUUAGACAACGUUUAUUUUUAAAAUUACUUCGCCAAUGAACUCUUCUGAUGGGUCGUUUUUUAAAGCCAUUUUAAACCGGUUUUCCACUAGCGAAUUUUCUCGCGCGAAGCGACCUUUUUCCUUUGUCGGUAUGACUUGUUACGUCAGCAAGACGUGGCAAAAUGGAUACCGACAAAGGAACUGACGUCGCUUCUGUAGUCUGUGCUUUAUCAGAUUUAAAACAGUCGAGCAGCGCUUUCGUGUCUUAUAUGGUCUUAUAUCUGAUAAAGCACUCCUGCUUGUGUUUUAAAUGUAGAGCUUAAGCAAACGAAGUUAUUGACAAAAUGGACGUCACAUAUUUUCCAUGUCAUUGUCGAACUUCAAUUUCAAUAUUUCAUUAAUUCUCUUUCAUUUAGCCAUGUCAAUUAGUCAACUCAGGAUCGUGCCACGAUUGCCACUACCACCGCUGUCAAGCAAGGCUGCCAAGCUUUUCCGUACUUCUGCAGCAGAAAUCGAACUAGUUUCCAGACUUCGCGCAAAGAUCGAACCCCAACGAACUGUACUCAAGAGCGACCUGGAUGGCGCUGACACCAAACUUGGUAUGAAGUUGAGCGAAAUUACACCAGGUGAAUACUAUAACUGUACGAUUUCUAGGCCGUUUCAAAAAACUAUCCAGUAAGUACUGAAUGAGGAGCUCAAAAUUUUGUAUUUGGAGAUAAAUUUUGUAUAUUUACAACAUGUUGGAAAUGGCUUGCGAAACGUCUUCAUGAGAACAUUCGUAUUCUUCAACAAUUUAAAAUAAAUGAAUGAUAUUUGAUGAGAAAAUUAAACUAAACGUUUAUGUAAAUCAGCAUGAUUUUGUAUCAGAUAUACAAACUUCUUCACGCUCAUGAUUUCUUCUGUGUUUUCUUCAUGAAUUAUUACUUUUACUUAAUUAUUACUCGGUGUAGCUCUCAAAAUUGUUUUGUUCUCUAGUUUAUACAGUUAGCUACCUUUUUAAAUGCAUUCGUUGCUUGUGAAACAUAAAUAUAAUAGAAAAAAAUGUCAAUUAAAAUACAAUUGUCAAUGAUGCUAUGAAAGUGACGCCAUAUUUACAGCAAUAUUAGCAGAACUCACUGAACUUCGGACAUCAUUUUCUGUUUGGCGUAUCAUCUAAAAUCUCUUCAUUUUAGCAUUAUUUUACAGAUAAAGGACUAAACAUACAUUUUAAGUUUGUUUGCCGACUAAAAAACGUAUCGAAAACUAAAUAGUUUUGAAUACAGUCAUAACCGCUAAUAUAACAAAAGGGGGGUUUAUUUCAGUAGUCAUAAGCAGUACAUUACGCUCAUCAUUAUUUUUGAACGCUUGUUUCGUAACAUACACAAAAAUCUUCUCUUAAUCAGUUUCACAAUUUUCUUUAUGAAUUAUUGAGCUUUACGAAACUUACAGUGCAUUUUUUAAGGAUUCUUCAGUGGUGGGGCAAAACUGCCAAAGGGCCCAUUUUCCUUGUCCUCCCCCAGCACAGUAUGUGAUCGCCGAAGGUGUGAACAGAGUACCGCAGACACGAGUUAGCUAGGGGAUUGAAUGUGGCAGCAUGUCCCCCCCCAGGAAAUUUUUAAAAUUUGGGUCUCUGAAAUAGCAUUCCCUACAUUCUGAGAACACAUUUUAAAAAAAUCUCCGCUUCCCAAAACAAAGUUUUAAUGGUGAAAUUUGUAAUAAAUUGCAUGCUAAACAUUCAAACAUAACAUAAGUUUAAGUAUGCUCACCAACAAAUUUUGUUUCGUAAACUUCUUUUCAAUGUUAAACUCAUUUACUCAGUACAGGUCCUAGAGACCUGGCUUUGGGGCAAUAGGCCAUUUUUUUCUUCAGUGGUGGGGCAGAGGAAGGGGUCCAGUGGGGCAAAUGCCCCACCAGUCCAUGGUAUUAAAAAAUGCCUUGAAAACUUACCUAAGUUUAAUUUUGUCAUUCAUUAUAUAUUAUCAUGUCGUUCGUUAGAUACAUCCCAUUGAUGCCAAAGGCAGUCGGACAGUUGUCGAUGAAAAGCACAAAAACAAAUCCGAAGAAAUUUCUCAAGUAUAAAUGCUGCCAAGAACGCCAACGGAAUUUGAAAUCCAUGUGAUCAUGAUAUUAUUGUAAUAUGACCUUCCUAAUAAAAGACAUGUGAAAAAGUUAUCAGUUAUUGUAAGAGUUAAUGGGAGAAUUAUCGCGGAUACACAGAGCUGCCAAGUUUACGGUUUACCCAUUCGUGUCCAGGUUUUGGGGCUAAACUCCAGGUCUCACGGUUGGACUUACAAAUCUCACGUUAUUUCAGGAAAAUGAUUUGUAUAUUGUUCAAAUUCUGCAUCUCUGGAUGCAAGGACUACGAUUUAGGAGUAUUAGGGCUGAACAUUUUCUAUUCUUUCCUAAUUCUUCGCAAUCCGAUAAGAAAUGGUUUCGAGAAUGAUGGCACAUUACUAAUGGGCUGAGAAACAAAUAUGUUCCAAGAGCCUUUCAAUCUUUACCUCUUGUCAUUUUCUAGUGCACGAAAUAGCGUUGUCAUUCGGUAGCGUUGUGUCCUUGAUUACGAGGGCGUCUAAAGUACAUCCUACCACUGAAUGCCAAGUUUAUACAAGUGUUAUCUUCCCAAGGCAUGCAUACGCUGAUACGCACACGUAAGAGCUGUGCUAAGGACCUCUAAAAGUUGUGUUUUUUUUUCAGAAUUUAGGUUCCGCUCACUUACAAUGGUUCCUGCUUCCCACGUACUGUCUUUCAAAGGAACCCUUUUGCGUCAAGGGCCUCUUGUACACUGUUGAACUUGUUCCAAACUGUAAGAUUAAAACUAAUAAAUUAACUUCAUUUAUACAUGGCCGAUAGCUCUAUCAGUUCUAAACUGUUCUCCAUAUAGCUCCAAUAAGGGUCAUCUCUUAUUAUUGAUCCAGUGUUGCUACAGGAGGAAACCUAAACUAAACUAACUUCAUUGAUACAUGGAUAUAUCUACCAGUUCUAAAUUGUUCUUCGUAGAAUUCCAGUAAGGGUCAUAUCAUGAUAUUGAUCCAGUAAUACUACUGAGGAAACCUAAACUGUAUUUAUUCUGGAUUGCUCUAACAUUUCUAGUAUAGAGAGUACUUUUCCGAAAUAUGACCUUUGAAGAUUUAAAUCUGAUUCAAAUUUAGAAUUUAAUUGUUAUAACAAUGUUAGAUUGAUAGAAAAAGCAUGACUUUGAAGUAGUAGAAUCUUAUAACGCAGAUUGUUUUCUUAAUAUUCCGGCUCAAUUGUCAACGUCUAUGUUAGUCUAUUUAUUUAAAUAAUUUAAUAAAAAUGUCACACAUUUUGUUAGUCUAUUAUAUAUUUGGUGAUUGAACAAUCUUGUCAACAACGUAAUCAAAAAAGCCAACAGACACCUGUUUUUUCUUGUUCAUUGCCACGAGCAAAAGUUCACGACUGAUAUCAUUACCGUUUAUUGUGCCUGUAUCAGACCUGUUCUAGAAUAUGGGGCACAGCCACAGAUAUUUCAUUAUGCCCUGACCGAAUAUCUCCAGGAGAACUUAGAUUUAUUAGAACUUAGAGAAAUUAUCUUUCAUUAUUAUAUCAAUCAAGUAAGCGGUUGCGGUAAACAAAGACUACUUGAAAUAUUCUGAAUAUGUAAAAAGACUACUUGAUAUGUAAAAAGACCAAUGAAUGUUGUCUUAGGACCCAUCAGAUUAUUUAAUAAUUUGUAUAUGAUUUUUGCUUUACUUUUCUUCAUUUCUGUUUCAAGUGGCUUCCAGCCCAGUGCUUGCAAAGCAACAUAAUAGUAUCUGUGUCAUUGCUCAUAUAUUCAUAAUAAUUCGAGCAGAUCUAUUUAUUUGGAGAUUUUGGAGUCUAUUUGAUUGUGUUUCUCCAAACACAUCCCAUACUUCACAGCAGUAAUGGAACAUAUGGGCAACAAUAGCAUUGUACAAGUUGUAGGAUUUUUUAUCAGCAAAUUAUUUUAGGCGUCUAAGAGCCGAUAUUUCGGAUAAGGAUCAUGCACAAGUUACACCAUCUCUUUCAGGUGAUCUCGUGUUCGUAUUUUAGCCAAUCAGCGCUCAGAAAGGGUUGUCCGAAUAGAAAUCCAUUUUGAUCUAUUCAGUCAAUUAUAUCUUUCGUUAUUCUCUAUGUGAACUAUAGCUCUGACAAAAAUAUGGAAUCGAAAUAAAGUAUAUUACAGGAGAUAUUCAGUUGUUUUAAUCAUAAAAUGGAUUUCUAUUUGACAACUGGUGCCAGUACUUUUCCGCGUAUCAAGAUCAUCUGGUUACCAGAAACACUGAAUAUACCAUAUUACCACUCAAGACACAAUCGAGCUUAUCAAUUGCCUUUUAUUAACACUGAUCAUCGGUUCAAAAAGACGUUCAUGCCCGAUCAUCUAUCAUGAUAGUAAACGCGGACAGUACUUGCAUGCUUAAAGUACUGAUAUGGAUGCAAGCCAUAUAGAUAUCUUAUAUACACUAGAUAGCGCAUCUCUUUUAGUAAAAUUGAAGCCAAGAAUAUUCCAGCGGUUACCCCCAUUUGAAUAGAUGGCGGCCAUGUUGGUCGUUCCCACUUGCUAAUAAACGCUUAAAAACAACAAUAACUUUCAUCAUUUGAAUAGUUUAAAAACGUAUUUGGAAUAGGGUUAACUUAAUGUUUAAGUUCCCUGUUUAAGAAAUAGAGAACAUACGAAUCUUCUCAUUUCAUGGGAACGACCGGCCUGAGACUGCAAUCACAGCUUCAAUUGUUGAAUUGCAGAAUAAUUAGAUGCACUAUCUAGUGUAUAUAAGAUAUCUAUGAUGCAAGCAUGCUAAUUAUUGCUAUUUUUUAACUUUCUUAGAAUUUCAGUCUCUUGGCUUGGCAGUAGAGUUCUAAUAAAAUCUAUCUAUCUAUCUAUUUACUUAAAUAAUUUAAUAAAAAUGUCAAUUAUAAAUUUUAUUCUGUUUGCUUCUUCACUUAUAAAUUGAGUAUAUACUUCCCGGUUGAUUUGAACGGAUACAGCACGAGUCAUUAACAGUGAUGUCUGCUUUGCCAUAAAUUCAAAGAUCUCACAUCAUUAACCAAGACAACAAGAACUAUAUGAGAUCUAAACCAAUAUCCAUCAGGCAUCACCUUUGCCAAACGUUACCUUGGGGAUUAGACAUUGGGGUAUAUAAAGCACUUCUCAUUUGCCUGAUUUGUGACAAAGGAUCAGUUGACUUUGCAGAGUCGAGAUGGCAGGUCGAUAUUUGCUCGUGCUGUUUCCUUUGUUAUUUGUCACAGUAUUUUCCUCUUGCAAAAAACGUUUUAAUGCAGGUACGUACUUUUUUGUUAAUUAAUGACUAAUUAAAAAUGUGGGUCGGACAACAUAAUAAUCAGUGCCUGCAAUUAAUUAAUUAUAUAUAGACGCAAAUCGUGAUACUUGUUUGCCAAAGAGUAGAUUUGCAGGGCAAAUAAAUUGAAACUCUUUUUAUAGUUAGCUAAAAUGUUUUUUUUCCAAGUACUGUGGUUUCUUUCUGUACUAAGACUGGAUCAAUAAGAAAUGACUCUUACUGGAACUCUUGGGAGUUUAGAACUGAUAGAACUAUCCAGUAUAAAUAAAGUUAGUUUAGUUUAAGUUUCCACCUGUAGUAACACUGGAUCAAUAAGAGAUGAUCCUUAUGGACCUCUAGGGAGAACAGUUUAAAACUGAUAGAGCUAUCCAGUAUGAAUAAAGCUAGUUUAGUUUAGGUUUCCUCCUGUAGUAACACUGGAUCAAUAAGAGAUGAUCCUUAUGGACCUCUAGGGAGAACAGUUUAAAACUGAUAGAGCUAUCCAGUAUGAAUAAAGCUAGUUUAGUUUAGGUUUCCUCCUGUAGUAACACUGGAUCAAUAAGAGAUGAUCCUUACUGGACCUCUAGGAAGAACAGUUUAGAACUGAUAGAGCUAUCCAGUAUGAAUAAAGCUAGUUUAGUUUAGGUUUCCUCCUGUAGUAACACUGGAUCAAUAAGAGAUGAUCCUUACUGGACCUCUAGGGAGAACAGUUUAAAACUGAUAGAGCUAUCCAGUAUGAAUAAAGCUAGUUUAGUUUAGGUUUCCUCCUGUAGUAACACUGAAUCAAUGCGGAGGGAUGGCCCUUACUGGAUCUCCGGGUAGAACAGUCCAGAAUCGACAGACGAAAUAUAUCAAAAAGAGCGAUCCAGAGCGCUAAAACCACAUUCAACAGAUUGAAAUCACAUGCAUGUGUCGUGCUGGCGGAGAAAAAGGGUGCGCGCGGGAGGCCUGGUUACCGCGGGUUCUCUUCAGGUAAUUCUCGUACCCAGAGCCCUUCUUACGCGCGGUGCGACGAGGGGCUCUGGCCAAAUCCAUAUUCCGAACUGGCAUCUGAUUGGCUAGUUCUAACACCGGACAUUGUUUUCUUACCAUGUUUUUAUGGUAUCCGGUUAUGGAUUUGGCCAGAGCCCCUCGUCGCACCGCGCGUAAGAAGGACUCUGGGUACGAGAAUGUCUUCAGGUAAGAAAAUAGAAUGUCAGUGACAAACAAGAAUAUCGUGUGUUUGUAGCACAUUUCUGGAUUUCGAAAAUCAUUACCGGAUAUUCAUCACUGUAGUCGACAGAAAUCAGUCAAGGUCGUAUUCAAGCAUUUAUAUUGAAAUAGAAGUUUUUUUCUGCAUCCUGUAUUUGGAUUUAUAUAAUUUAAAACCUAAAAUCUUUGUGGCGUUCAAAAUCACUUUCUUUUGGCAUUAUUUUACCGCGCAGAUAAUGCACUAAACAUGUAUUCUAUUUAAGUUAAAAGAUAUUUCAAACACUGGCAUAAAACCUUUAUUUAUUUUGUUAAUCGAGAACUUGAAAUACCCCCUGUAACUGUGUAACAAUAUAAUACGUGCAUCAACUCUCAUCCAAGAAUUUAAAUUUUAGAAUUUUUGCUAUUGUCCUGUUGUCGAGCUUGAUCUUAGCCUGCGAAGGUCAUAGUUAAUAUAAUGGUUAGAAUUUUGGCCUUGUUACGUAGUUUCAAGUACUUUAAAUUUACUUUCUCUUCAACAGGCGCGCCAAGGAUUAACAUUAAAUAUAAUUAAAUUGUUAUACUCUCUCUUAUAAUCUAAUUAGUUCACGGGUGUGACAUAUAUAACCAGGGCAUAUUUUGUGUGAAAUAUUUUUAUUUUUAAAGUGGAUGAGAGCUUUGCUGAUUUUAGCCUGUGCACAUCCUGUAUAUUACCAGGGUAAUACAGGAUGUGCACAGGCUAUGCUGAUUUGAGCAUUCGUUAUUUUACAGUUUCCUAAUAACAUAUACCCGUGCAUAAUUAUAUGUCGACGCAUGCACUCGACUAUUCAUAAAGGCUAUUCAUAUAUUGGUUAAGUUUUUUCUUUCAAAAUCAAGAACGAGCCAGAACUUAGCAAAGUGGGAAGGCACUUUAAAAUGGUGCUAGGUUACGACAAGCCUCCAUUAUCCUUGAAUGGCCGAGUGAGGUCGCUCGACAGGAAAAAAUCAACAACCCACAUUUUUUUUUGAAAAUGUUUCUAAUGCAUGUUCAAACUUUAAACUUAUAUCUGAAACGGAAGGUACUCGAUAUUAUAUCUUAUAAAGCUGGAACAUUUUGAGCCCUGUAGUCAACAUAGUUGUCAACUUAGUUAGUGUCACAAAACGUACGUUAGGCCGCUUAUUUUCUCAAUUUGUCAUUUCUAUAUAGGGGCGCCUAGCUGUCCGAAUUUGUUUUGUUUUUUAUUUUUCAAAACGAUUUAACCCUAUAUAUACAAGCUAUUGACCUGAAAUUUUCACUUAGGAUUGAAGAGUCUACUACUACUAGUUGUGCAAGGAACUAUAGGAUAUUUAAGUUUGUUACAACCAGUGAUGAGUUAUGGAUAUUUUGCUCAGUCAAUGUAGGGUAUUUUUUAACCAUUACUGAGGAUUCUAGAUAAUUACGAAGAGAAAUUAACAUAAUCCCGCAACCCUUAUUUUUCACACCGGGAAAAGUUAGCUUCAGUGUCAGAGGAAUCCACCACUCUCAUGCACGCAAUUUACCCAAAAUACAUCAAACUUUUUUUAUUAAUGUACUAAGUAUGCUAAUAUUUCUCUCGUAUGCUGAUAGUUUUCGUGAGGAUUUGACCUCUCGAGGCCUUGAGAAAAAUAUCUAUCGUGUUUGGUAUUUUUCACCUCGCGAAAAAAACAUCUCAACGUCUGCGGAUGUUGCGAGCUUAGUGCUGAGCCGCUUGAAUUAACUAUAGUCGGCAAUGACUCGGAACCCAUGCAUAGUUUCUUGACUUCAAUGGAGGGGACUUCCUUCCCUCCCCGUCGCCAACAUUUCCUGAAAAAAGUUUUAGGUGCCCUUUUCAUUCCAAGAGUGCCCCUCGAAACCGGUGCCUCCCCAACUUUUUGAUGCCCCCUCUAGUGUUAUUUAUAAUCUCCGAUGACCUGGAAACUGCAAAAAUGCAUAGUCAUUUAGUAAACAUUAAAAUUUUCGCCAUAUUAGACAGUUGUUUUAGAAGUUUGAAUAUUUUAGUCAAAUAUUUAUUAAAACGUCUUUGCGGUUAGGGUUAGGGUUAGGGGGUAGAGUAGCGUUAGGAUUUGGGUGGGCUAACACCUUUUCCAUCUUCCGAAAAUGACGUCAUGUCAGUUUGAUAGAUGGUAACAAGUGCUGACCAGCUAUAGACCCAUUGCACUGACGUCACAAAUCCUUAGAAUGUCCUCCAGAUGCUCCCUAACAAUAUCUGUUCGGGUACAACAACCACACACAGCGCCGAAAAUUAACCAUUUUAAUACAAAAUUAUUAUAAAGUUUUACAAAAUUUGCUUUGCAUGUUUACAAAAGUUAUAUUAUGCAUAGAUCACAAAAGUUAUAUUAUGCAUAGAUUACAAAAGUUCUAUUAUGCAUAGAUUGCUAUUAAUUUGUGCCGCCAGAUGCAUCGUCACCGGCGCUGUGACGUCAUGUGCAAUGGGUCUAUUGAGCUGUUCAUGGUGUGUCCCGUAACGCACAAUAAAUCAGAUCAUUACUUACACUAAAAAUUUCUCAUACAGAUCUCGCCAAGAAGUGCUACUAUCGUCGGACAGUUUAUGAUAAUUGCGGAAGAAAAUGCAGAUGCGAAAAUGGGAAACUGGUGAAAUGUUGUCGUCUCCGAAAAGAGUUCACAGACUUGACAUACACCGAGCGUGUUCGCUACAUCAACGCCAUUAAGACAGCUUCGACGAACCCGGCUUACAAGCCCAAAUACGACACCCUUCUAACACUACACAAAACAAUCUUUUUCGACUUCGGUAUUCACGAGUUAGACUUUUUCCUACCAUGGCAUCGCUGGUUCAUAUUACAAUAUGAAAAUCUUCUACGGCAAAUCGAUUGUCGGAUCACGAUUCCUUACUGGGACUGGAGUUUGGUGGGUGCUAAUCCCUUCUCGAGUUCGGUCUGGAAUACAGGCCCCGGCGGCUUUGGUGGAAACGGAGUACCAGGGGGGAGCUGUGUAAAGACUGGUCCAUUCAGACAGAGGGUGUGGUCACUUCCAGCUAGCGCUGGGGGUGGUUGCUUGAGGCGAGACUUUGGUAGGACGGUUCCAGACGCAAUUGCAGUUCGGAAUCUGAUAUCGUCAAAUUCUAAACCAACAGACUUCUUGAAUUUUGAACGAAUGUUGCGAAUCCAAUUUCACGAUCUUGUCCAUUGCCGUAUCGGCGGAAUAAUGUGCAUGACAGAUGCCGCGGUGGCUCCAGAGUUUUUCCUCCAUCAUGGCUUCGUUGACAAGAUCUGGUGGGACUGGCAGAAACUAAGCAACGCGCACAAGUUCAAUACAUACUUCCUCACGCAAACUAAGCUAAUGUCAUCCACACCAUAUCGAUCCAAAGCUUUUCUCGAUUUGAAUAACCAACCUGGUUGCGUAUGCGCAGAGUAUGUGAAUCCACGUAAUAAGGCCUACGGACGUAUUAAAGGUUUGUCUCUAGUUACUAGUUAAGCUAGUUUUCCACUUCAAUUGUAUAUUGUACCGUAGCAUAGUGUAUUUCUUUGUUUUCUGACCACUAGAGUGGAACUAUAAUGACUUCGACACAAAAGAAAAUGCUACAAUACGUUACGAUUGAAGUAGAAAACAGUCUUAAGUUUGACAAAAGUAUCGGAACCCAGAAAUUUUUUUCUCUAUAUUUUUUCACAGACUUUUUAAGUUUGAUUGCUAAUUCUAAAAAUUAGACUGAUUUGACGCGCUAGAAGUUAUGUAGUGGAAGACUAGACAUUUAAUAGCAUUCAUUCCAUUCAACAACAUUUGUUUUUUGCUAAAACAUGGAAUUCAGGCCUGUUUCAAAUGCCUCAUUCUCUAGUAUUGUUUCUAAUGCGUUCGGCCAGUGGUGUCAAGUAACGAAGUAAAUGUACUUCGUUACUGUACUUGAAUACUAUUUUUGAGAAGUGAGCAUGUAACAAAGUAAACUUUUUCUGGAGUACUUUUACUUGGAACGAAGUCAUUUUAAGAAGUAACGUUUUACUUCGUUAUUUUCAUUUUGUGGCGAAGUAUUUCGUUACUUUCUAACUUUUGUUUAAUUUUACGAGAUUUAUUUCUGGUUUAUUUUAAUUUCGGGUAAGGUAAUACGAUCUCUAUACAUGCGUCUGAGAUCUGUCGUUUAUGACUUACUUAUAAGAAUUAUUUCUUAUAUCUUCAACGGAGUCUGGAAAGUAGACCAUGCCGUGAAAUAUUUUAUAUUCGGUGCACGCAUAUAAUGCGUGUGCUGUUUUGUGUCUUUUGUAUGUUAAUCCAUUGGAGAAGUUCCCCUCCCCCUCUACACGCUACAGACAAUAGUACUUUUACUUUUACUUUUUACUUCAAGUAGUUUUUAAGGAUACUUUGUACUUUUUACUUAAGUACGUUUUGCUUCCAGUACUUUUUACCUUUACUCAAGUCGUUUCAUUGUUAAUUACUUCUACUUUUACUCGAGUACAAAUUCAAAGUAAUUUAGGCACCACUGCGUUCGGCACAUGAGACUGAAGCGCGACGUUUGAAACAGGAAGUAAAAUUCUAUUGUUGAUAAGAAUUUUUCAUUGACGUUUUAUCUCAUUUAGCCAUGUCAAGUAGUCAACUUAGGAAAAUCCCACGAUUACCACUGCCACCGCUGUCAAAGAAGGCUGCCAAGCUGUUCCGUACUUCUCCAGCAGAAAUCGAACUAGUUACCAGACUUCGCGCAAAGAUCGAACCCAGACGAACUGUGCUCAAGAGCGACCUGGAUGGCGCUAACGCCAAACUUGGCAUCAAGUUGGACGAAGUUGUACCAGGUGAUUAUGUUCAUGUAUUUUCGAAAUAUUUUAUAACUACAGGAUGUCUCAAAUGUGGUCAUUUAGAAUUUACCCCUUUGUUGUAAACACCCAAACUUCAAUACCUCUGGGAGUCUAGAAUGCAUUGUAAUCGCACGAGUAUAUUAGAACUCAUUCUCGUACCCAGAACCCUUCUUACGCGCGGUGCGACGAGGGGCUCUGGCCAAAUCCAUAACCGGAUACCAUAAAAACAUGGUAAGAAAACAAUGUCCGGUGUUAGAACUAGCCAAUCAGAUGCCAGUUCGGAAUAUGGAUUUGGCCAGAGCCCCUCGUCGCACCGCGCGUAAGAAGGGCUCUGGGUACGAGAAUGAUUAAAACUGCAUAAAUUGCACAUGAAUAUUCUAAUUGAAAGUUAAAAUGACUUAGAAAUUAGUCCUGUCAGUUGACUCAGUUCGAUUACAAAUGGUUCAACUGAUUUCAGAGCAAAGAGUUUUUACUGUUUUACUGCGUUAAAUUAAUCAGCACAUAAUCAUAUUCAUAUGUUGAACGAUUCCAUGCAAAAACGUUUAAAUAACUUCCCAUGCAUAAAAUUCGAUCCAAAUGUGUUUACGCGCACCUAUGGGUUCAGUUCAAUUUUAAAAAGACGAACACUGCCCCCCUCCCCAAAGGGGACCUUUGCCCCCCCCCCUGCUGAUAGUCGCAAAACUGUUGCCACGCUGUCGUUUUUCCGUUUCCGGUAAUCGUUCCAUGUUUCGCGCACCAAUAUAGUAAACGUUAUGUAAUGGAUAUUAUAGUGUACUGAAAAGUUAACAGGAUACCUCCAUAUACAUAUAUACACACUCUAACCCUAUCGGCCCUAACCUUAAGCCUAACCCUAACCCCUAAUCCUAACCUAACCCCUAACCCUAAUACCUAACCCCUAACCCUAACUUAUAUUGGUGCGCGAAGCAUGGAACGAUAACCCUGUUUCCACUAAAACAUAACCGUCACGUUUUUAGCCUGUCGCAACUGUCGUCGCACUGCGAAUGUUCAGUUCAAAAACGAUCGAUCUAGUAAGUUCAUUGGCGAAGUAAUUUUUAAAAAAUACGUUGUGUAAGUCGAGAAAAUCAAAGUUAAAGUUUACGUAAAUCAAGGGAAAUCUCUAUCACAUAUAAAGAUACGACACGCUUAUGAUUUUUCUUUGUGUUUUCCUCAUGAAUUAUUAAUGAAUUUUUGAAAUAUUUUCUAACCAAUAUAAUAUCAGUGUUCCGCUGACAUUUUGAGGUUUGCCGAUCCACUUCUCAGAAAUACAGUUCGAGUUAAAUUUGACAAAGGGGAAAUGAAAUUUGUUCGAGUGAGCGAAGAGUUCGAGUCAGGCGAGUCAAUUCCAGUUAAUUAACUGGAGUAAAUUACUGUAAAAAUUGGAUUUAGUUCGAGUUAGCAGGGAGUUCGAGUCAGACCAGUUCGAGUUAACUGGAGUAAAUUACUUUCUCAAAUUCAUUAAUAAUUCAUGAGCAAAUAGACUAAUCAAACACAAGCAUUUUGUCACGUGCAUGAGUUUGGAAACCCCAGUAAAGAUCUCAAUUUUGAAUCAGCAAUUAAGAAAAUAUAGAUAAUAAACGCUUCAGACGAAUAGACUAUUGUCGAUUAAGAAGCUAUUUCAUAAGCUCGUGGCUCGCGUUCCACCAGGGUUUCCAAACCCAUGAGAACAAUGGAAUUCUCUCGACUGCUCAUCAAGCGAUAUUCGUUGCUCCCUUGAAUUUGCAAAACACUCAAGACAAUAAAAACCACUCGUUUUUUCGUUGUCUUUCGUGUUUUACAAAUUCUCAAGAACAAUAAAAAUUGCUUGGUAAACAGCCUCGUGCAUUAGCCUUUCUCGCGCCGCCAUUUUUGGGGUACUGCCUUUUCCAAAUCCGAGAUUGUACGUAGUGAAUAAGGGAUUUGUAUAACUAUAAUUGUGAGUAUAAUCAUUAUAAGUUAAUUUACAGUUAAAUAUUUGAAAAAAUGUUUUCAGAUCGCUCAGAUUUUUCACGGCGUUUUCAGAAAAGUAGCCCAAAAAUGGGGAAUUUCACCUUCGUCAGAAAGGCUAAUUCCAUUGUUCUCGCGUGUUUGGAAACCCUGGUAAAACACUCGCACUCGGUUAUGAAAUAUUACGUAAAAAUUGGGUUAAAUCCAGGAGAAAUUAGAUUUAAUUCCACUUAGCAGGCUGUUCGAGUCUUCUACUGUAUUGUAUAAGCUUACUUGAGUUUUAUUUCAUCAUUUUGUUGUUCGUGACGCAGAUUCCAAAGACAGCCGAGGAGCUUCUGAUGAGGAACAACUGAAUGAAUCCGAAGAAGAACUUUCUCAAGUAUAA
Paramuricea clavata is the source of this 25082-nucleotide messenger RNA. Lineage: Eukaryota; Metazoa; Cnidaria; Anthozoa; Malacalcyonacea; Plexauridae. The record is from the annotation of a GenBank genome assembly.